This is a messenger RNA of Hypanus sabinus (Atlantic stingray), 5698 nucleotides long. Its product is annotated as coiled-coil domain-containing protein 171-like. Lineage: Eukaryota; Metazoa; Chordata; Chondrichthyes; Myliobatiformes; Dasyatidae. The coding region runs from base 178 to 4197 and encodes 1339 amino acids. The transcript is spliced from 25 exons. The record is from RefSeq and is a predicted model, not a curated record.
CGUCCCGGAAGCGAAGGUGCGGGGGCGGAAGCCGAUCGUUGGUUCCAAUUUAAAUUGUCGGCGUUUCCCGCUCACGGGGCUGGACUCCCCGCAGCUGCAGGCCAUUUAAAAAAGUCGGUGUGUCAGGCUCUGGCGCCUGACUGAUUAGCAGAUUUAAAAAUAUGUAGGAGUGAAGUAAUGUCUGCUGCAGAUCUUCAAGUUACAUUGCGGAAUUCUCUGGAAGGAACAGGUGACAAUUCCCAGGUUGUUCAACUGAAAAGUAGUAUGGGGUCAAAGAAUAUUAUUCCAAAGUUACCUUCUCGAGAAAAGCAAAAUCCUGCUCAUGAAAUCAAAAGUUUGCAGAAUACCAUUGCAGAGCUCCAUAAUCAGAUUAAACACCUGCAACCUGCGGAUGGGAGUUUCAAUCCUACAGAUCUCAGGUGGAGACUGAAUAAAGUGGAAAAAGAAAAAUUGGAACUAGUCAGCAGAUUUAAUGAAGAGUGUUCAGCAUUUGAAAGUCAAGUUGCUAAGUUGCGAGCUCAGCUGGAAAAAGGAGAGGCAGUGCGACAGACCCUGGAAUACGACUUAGCUGUAGCCAAGAAGGAAGCCAGUGUGGUGCGAUCUACUUCUGAAGAGAGAAUAGAAGCUAUUCACAAAAUACAUGCACAAUUGAAAGUACAUAACUCAGAACUUCAGCAGAAAGUGGAAAAUUUGGAAAAGACCUUACAAGUUUUGCAACAAGCAAGAGAGGAUGAGCAAGAGAGAUUCCAAAGCGAACAAGAGGAUCGAGAAAAGAUAAUUAAGAACUCAAUAACAGAAAAUGAACUCCUGAUAGCUGAAAGGAAUCGAAUUGAUGCUAUCUUGCAGGACCAGGAGCAAACGUUCGUUCAGUUGCAAAAGCGAUUAAAAGAGCUAGAAGUUGAGCGCAGCAAUCUUUCUGAUGCUUUACGAAGACAGGCAAAAGAAUUUGAGUAUAGCACUGAUCGAGAGGAGCGUCUGAAAACAGAGCUAGAGGUUGGACAACAAAGGGUUAAAACCUUGGAAGAAAAUAUUGAGGCAGAGAGAGCUGCCCAUCUGGAAUCAAAGUUUAACUCUGAAAUCAUUCAGUUACGGAUCCGUGAUCUUGAGAAUGCUUUGGAAGUAGAAAAAUCAAGCCACGCAAAUGCUGUGUCAACUUUGGAACUGAUCAAGCAACAACUCAGGGAAGUUGAAUUCUCAUAUGAAAGGGAAAAAUCAAAAGUUGUGGAAUUUACAAAUCAGUUACAGAAAUUACAAAAGGAAAGUACUGUUACAAAAACUCAAUUGACCGCUGAGUUGGAAGAAAAGAAUGAUGUGAUUGCUGAUCUUUCGAAACAACUGCAAAGACGUGAGGAAAGUUUUGAAAAUCUUCGGGAUGAAUUAACAAAAGUAACGAAGCAUCAUGCUUUCCUGGAAGAAGCAUAUGGGGGCAGCAUGAGAGAGCUGGAACUUCUUUUGGCCAAUUUUGCUGUGUCAGGACCACGGACAUCAGUCGAUCAAAGGGACAAAGAGAAAAGGUUAAGCCCCUCUGUUGUCCUUGAAAAUUUGAGACAAACGUUGACAGAUUACCAGAGCAAGCUGGAGGACUCGUCUAAUGAGCUAAACAGAGUGAAGGAUUUAUAUGACAAGAUAAAUGAGCAGUGUGAGGCUUACAAAGAAUUGAUUUGGUCACGAAAUGAAAAUUGUGAGAAAAUUCAGGAAGAAUUAGCAGAAGCAAAUAAAAAGUUGAAUCACUGGCGAAACGAAUGUGUCGGAAAGGAUGCGCUUAUUGAUAGUUUGAGCCUGGACCUACAAAAUAUGAAACAUUGUUUUGAAAUGGAGAAAAAUUCUAUUGUUGAAACUAAAAGUGAAAUUCAAAAGAUCUCACGGGCUCAUCAACAGGAUACAGAGGAAAAACUGGCCUUCCUUCACAGCUUGUACCAGCGUCUAAUGGCAGGAUGUGUAGUCAUGAAACAACCAGAUGACAUGCUGGCAAAAUUCUCCUGGACAGAGCUAUGCUCUAUUCUGCAAGAAAAUGUUGAUACCCUUAUUUCAGAUCUUAACAAGGCCAGUGAAAAGGAGUCAUAUUUGGAGCGUAUCUGUCGGAAUAAGGAAGAAGCAAUACAGCAGCUUCAGCAAAACCAAGAAGUUACCUUCAAUAAACUAACUGAACAAAUGAAGGAACGAGAGGCUAGCUGGCAAAAACAGAAGAAUGAAAUGGAGCGGCAUUAUUCUGUACUCCUUGGGGAGGUUCAUUCAAGGGCACAGUCCUGCUAUCUUGGAGCAGAAGAAGCCAAAGAAAAAGUUUCCAGUCUGACAAAAGUCAAUGAUCAGUUGACACUUGAACUGUCGCAUACAAAGAAACUAUUGUCUCAGAAACAGAAGGAACAUGUUGCUUUACAUGCGGCUUGUGCUCUGAUGGCAGGUGCAUUGUAUCCAUUAUACAAUAGAUCCUGUGAGUUGUCUGUGCAGAAAGACUUCCUUACAGAACAAAUGAACACAUGUGAAUAUUUCAAAAAUGAAAUCAGGACCGUUGUCCAAAUUCUUUCUCUGGAAGAGAAUCCUGGCAAAUCAAAGAAAAGGAAGAAACCUCAAAGAGGAUUGAUUCAGGUUUUCAGAAAAAGUGUUAUUGCUGUAAUGGCAGUCAACAGACUUCAAGCCUUUGGUCGUGGAUGUAGGCCACUAUUUACAUGGAGUGAAGGAAUAAAGAACAAACCAAGACUUGCAGUUUUCUCUGGCUGCACAACGUCCUGUGUCUCUAGAUCAAGACAAGAACAAGAGCAGAACCAAUUUAUGAAGUCUGUUGGAUGGCUUUCAAGUUCUGAGCUAUUAACUGCAAUAGUUGAUUCUAUGUCUGAAUUACAAGUUAUGAUCACUAAAGCACACACAAAUCAUCUUUCAAACUGGCCAAUGGAAAAUGCAGCCAAAAAUUCUUUCUCAAAAUUCAUGGACAGACUAAGUGUGGAGAUGGAAAAUGUUUCUCUUUGGUGUGGCAGACACAUCGGAUAUGAGCAUAAAAAAUCAUUAGUACAAUUAUUGGGCUCUGGACUAUGUAAAGUCAAUACCAAGGCAGGAAAAGAAGGAUGUCAGGUCACUAUGCCAAUAAAGCAAUGUGUGGAAGUAUUGAAGAAGCAAAUCCUUGAGUUUACUCAGAGGUUGCAUGCUGCUGAAGUAGAACGACGUUCAUUGCGUUUGGAACUCACCCAACUCAAAAAUUAUGUGAGUGACUUGAAAAGAGAAACAGGAAAAGCCCACAACCUGGAACAGCAGCUGAAUAACCUCAAGCAGUCGCUGAAGACCCAGAAGAUGGUUCCAUUUGAGAGAUUUGGCAGUAUUUGUGAAGAGCUGAAUAAUGCCUUGCAAAGGGAGCAGCAGGCCCAGCUUCUGUUAAAUGAUCAAGUUCAUCAGAUGCAAGAGUUAAAUCUACGACUGGAGCAACAGUCAAGUGGAGAAGCUGAGAAGAAUCAAACACUCUCUGAGGCUGUAAUGAGUCUCUCCGAAGCAAAAAUGGAACUGAGGAGAAAAGACCAGUCUUUGCGUCAACUAAACAAAAAUCUCUCACAGCUGGAGCAAGAUAAACGCCAACUUGAAGAGAGUAUCCAAGAUGCAGAAAACGCCUUGUGCAAGGCUGCAAAAGACAGAGAACACUUGAUUAAUUACCUGAGAUCUUUGGAUGUUGCCUUUCAACAGGUCAGAGAUCAGAUCUCACUGUCAUGGUCUGUGACACCAAGAAACGACUUUACCCUGCAGCUCCCUAAACUGCAACUGGAAACCGUGGUAUCAAAGGGGCCAAAGGAUGGGCUGGAGGUUACAUCAUUGCAGAACUUAACCCAGACUUUUAUGGAUAUUUACCAGCUGGCUAGCUCCAGGGUUGCUGCUCUGGAAGCAGAAGUCACUUCACAUCAAAAGCACAUCGGGGCUCUUAAAUCAGAACUUCAGACUGCAUGCCUGCGUGAAAAUAAUGCCUUAGUUCCAUUAAUUAGGACUCAGUUGGACCAGCCACUUGCUUCCCAUUCUGAAAUGCUGUUGCUGCAGGAGAAGAGUGUGAGCCAGGACUUGGCACCCCUGCAGGCCGAAAUGGACACCUCAUACAGCGUUCUGAGAGAGAGGUCAAGGAACAGCAGAGCACAUUCACGUUCCUCAAUUUAUUCUCUUCAUGUCAGUUCAACCACGGAAUCCUUGCGAGCAGUGCAGAAUGGUUUCUACAGCACAUUUAGAUAACAGCUUGGAAGUCUAUUUCAAUACAUGCCUGAGUUAAGUAAACAUCUCUUGUUGAAUGGCAGUCAUGAGCAAUGCUGUAUAUUCAGGUGAUCACCAAUGUAUUGUGCAUAUCAUUAUUAUUUGGUUUUAAUUUUUUAUUUUGCAUAUAACUGUAUUUUAAAUGCAAAAAACACAUUUAGAGUAGUUUUGCUUAGGUUUAAAAUCAAUAAGUCAUUUUAGUCUCUAUCUAUCAAAGUUUUUAUACAUGUCUGUUUUAAAUUGGGAUACAGCACUUUAAUAGGAUCGCUAAAGCUAUUUGAAGUGUAUACCAAUGAUUCCUGUCAUUUCAUGGCAGCACUGUCAUGGUUCACUGAGCCCCCUCUUCGCUCUUGUCAACCAAACUGAAGACAAGCAUUUAGUUGCAAACUUUAAGCAGGUUAUGCAGAGUGGAGAGGAUGUGACUAGUUCUUCUCAUCACAAUAAUGUCAUUCCUGGUCAGUGUGAGAUUGCCUCUCUUUGAGUUACAUGAUGAUAGCAUUGUGCAGCUGUAGGUACUGAGUUAACAGCUGGAUCUGGUCCCUGCAGGCCCCCAGCAUCAACCUUUCACCAGAAAGGUGAAACAAAUAUGCUUGGAGGACUAAAGAUGACACGUAUGUGGUGCACAAGGCGAAUGCCUGAAUCAGUGUCAUUAUUGCAACUAAUCCAAUUACUAUGCUUUCAAAUACUUAAAGUAAUUUCUUUGGCCUUGGUGCAAAAGUGAAACAGGAUUCUUAAACUGGACUACUGCAGUUAAAAUCGUCUCACUGACCACAAGCCCUGUUGUAGCACUCCCAGAUUUCACUGCCAGCCUGUUACCAAGUGCAAUGUUUCACAGCAGAACAACCUGGUGUCAUUCCCUCCAUCCUGUAUUACAACGUGCCCUUUUUACUCAAGCAAUGGAGUAUGCCUCCUAUUCCCCCUCGACUGAGGGGAAACAUACUGAAACGCAAAUUUAUACAUGAGAGCAAACAAAAAGGUGAAUGGAGUAAAUCAAGUAAGAAGAAUGUAAUAUUUUUGAAAUCCCUAGGUUGAUUAACCUUUUUUCCAUCAAACGAUACCACCUGCAAAAAAAAGGUCCAGUGUUAGAACACGAGCAGUUGCCCUGCAUUUUCUGCUUUGUAGCACACAGAAGGAAAAAGCGCACGUCAGGCCAAGAUGUCAGUGUGUUGACAGCAAGCCCCUGUGACAUUUCAGCUCGAAAGAGCAAAUGUCUUGCAACCAACUGGUCAAAUAUCAAAUAAUAGGUCAGGCAGGAAGAAGCUGAGUGGUAACCACGAGCCGAUUUCUGGUAAUAUAUUUGACAAGCUUUUAGGUGCCUGUAAUUUAUGAAGUGAUAUUCAGUUGGUCACCUUGUGCCUUGCCUAAUGUUCUCAAUAAGUUAUUUAAUACUAACUAAAGCUUUUAGCCCUCAGAUGUAAGCAGUAUUUUUACCAAAUGUUUGAGGAGGAAUUUGCAUCAGUCAAAAUGGAAUUCUGUGCCAAUU